Messenger RNA from Helianthus annuus (common sunflower), 1877 nucleotides. RefSeq names its product peroxisomal membrane protein PEX14. Gene Ontology annotation, molecular function: signaling receptor binding. Gene Ontology annotation, cellular component: peroxisomal importomer complex; peroxisomal membrane. The record is from RefSeq and is a predicted model, not a curated record. Gene Ontology annotation, biological process: protein import into peroxisome matrix, docking. Bases 123 to 1736 code for a protein of 537 amino acids. The transcript has 13 exons. Lineage: Eukaryota; Viridiplantae; Streptophyta; Magnoliopsida; Asterales; Asteraceae.
AACACGAAAUUGAUAAACAAAUACUUGUAGUUUGGUGGACAUGGUGUUUGUCUUCGGGAUGAGCACACCACAUCGCUUCUCAUCCUUUCGGUGACGUCAUACUUUUCGUGUGAACUGUGAAGAUGUCAACUCCACCAAACCCUAACGAUGAAAAUCCCCAAAAUCCAGUUCCUGAGGCUGUAAAACCAGUGACCAAUGAACAACAAGAUGCUGACAAUGGGGCUGCCAAAGACGCAUCAAUAUUUGUCAACAAAGAACCAAUACGAGAGGACCAAGUGCAGAAUGCUGUAAAGUUUCUUUCACAUCCAAAAGUUAAGGGAUCCCCUGUUAUGUAUAGACGAUCUUUUCUCGAGAGAAAGGGCCUUACAAAGGAGGAAAUAGAUGAAGCAUUUCGUCGUGUUCCAGAUGAAUCCCCUAGUGUUUCAACUACUCAAACUGCUGUUGCAAAUCAAGGUGGCCAGCCACAGCCUGCAUCAAAUAUUCAACCACAAGCACCAACUCAAUCUGUGCAACCGGCACCAGCCGCUCCUGGUUCCAAAUUGGGGACUUUGACUGCAUCACGGUUCCAUUGGUCACAUGCUUUACUUGCUGUAGGAGUUCUUGCUAUUUCAGGAGCAGGAACAGCUGUAGUUUUCAAGAAUGCUGUUGUCCCUAGAUUGAAAUCUUGGAUCCGUAAAGUUGUAAAUGAAGAUGUAGAAGACGAUGCUGCAAAUAAAACAGACAAAAAACCGACAUUGGCUGAAGAAGCUGCUGCUGCAGCAAAAGCUGCGGCGGCAGCAGCGUCUGAUGUGGCACGUGCUAGCCAGGAGAUGUUGGCGUCAAAAACUGAAGAGAAGAAAUUCUAUGGGGAACUUUUGAGUCAAUUGGAUGUGCAAGUACAGGAAAUGAAGUCGAUGAGUAAUUCAAUAAGAAAGUUAGAAGGUCAAAGCAACAUUCAGGCGCGAGAAGUUCAAGUCACAAGCUCAAGGCCGCCUUCUUAUACAAAUGGCAGGGCAGACUACGACUCACGUUCAGCAAGAUCCUUGUCACCGCCACCUGCAUCUGUAGAACCCUCUGCUAAUCCACCUCACCCAAAAUCUUAUAUGGAGAUAAUGUCUAUGAUUCAAAGAGGCGAGAGGCCUCCCAACAUCCGAGAAAUUGAUGAUCGGCCACCAAACCCUGACCAACCUGUAUCAAAUCCUCGCUUAGCACCGAAACCUAAGCCUUGGGAAGCGGUGCAGUCACAGGGCAGCUCGACCUAUCCUCCUGAAAACAGCAACGGGCUUAACUACUAUGGUCAAGAUAACGGGUCUGGGUCUGCAUCAGGCGCAUCCGUGUACCAGCCCAACGGGGAAGGUUCAGCACCUUGGUGGCAACAAAAGAAUGUUCGAAUCACUGAAAUGGAUGCUGAGGAGAGCAAGACAGGCUAUCCUGGUGGGACCAGUGAGCGACCUGUUCAACGACCUUCAUGGACCCCACCUCAACCACCUCCUGUAGCUAUGGCGGAAGCAGCAGCCGCCAUCAGGCAACCAAAAAAAUCACCUUUUGAGAAGGAACAACAUUUGACCGACGAGCAGUUCCUGUCUCGUUCGGCGUCUGAGGCGACCGAUGAAUUACAGAGGAUUACGAAAAUAUCUGAAUCUGGCGGUGUGGCGGCAGAUGGUGGUGGGGUGGCAGAUGGGGGUGGUGCAGGGAGUUCAGUUGUGACGAACACAAAUGAGAUACAAAGAGAGGAAGGUUCUUAUUAUGAGGUUUGAGCACCCCACCAAUCCUAAUUUGAAGGUUAAAAUUAAUAUUAGUAUUGCUAAAUUAAAUAUAAAGAAGUGAAUUUAUGUAUUGUAUACUCUUGGAUGCACACAGAGCCUUUUGAAAUAAUGUUAUUGCUUGUUUUCGACACA